AUGCAUGGGGAAUCAGUCUCCCCCCACCCCUGCCCCAGGGCCUCACGCUGUCCCCUCUGGCCCCAGCUGCUGCUCAUCGCCUGCCCAAUAAGCCCCGCCCGGCUACACCUGGAGAUGAGCAGUGUUUAUAGGCAACUCCUGUGGGGACCGGGUGGGGCCUGGGAAGGACUCUCCGUGGAAACCUGGCAACCAGGGGCCUUCCUGUGUCUGCAGCGUCUAGCAACCAUCGAGGCCACAUGGUCCUCCAGGGGGACGUGGCCACGCUCCCACACGCUCUCCUCUGGCAGCAGCGGCCAGUCUCCUGGAGAUGACCUGAGACCAGGGAGGGACGGUCCUAGGAUGCUGGACUCCUCAGUGGCAGAUGCAAUGACCCGACUCACCCUGAAGCUCUUGGAGAAGAAACUGGAGCAAGAGCGUGAGACUGUGGAAGGGGAUUCUGAGGACUCCCUGCUCCUAGCGGGAAAUGAGGACAGGCCGGACGCAGCCCUGCUGGAUGCUCUGAGGAGGAGGCGAGCGCUUCUGUGGAGACUCUGGGAACAGCGUCUCCUAGAGGAGGCCUCCCAGGCCCAGGCCCGGAGCGGGAUGAACAGAGGAGGAGCCCGUGGGUCUGCACUGCCCCCAGAGGUGCCCCCCGUGGGCAUCUACUCCCUGCCCCCGCCAGCCCUGGAGCCCCCGCAGAUUAUCCAAUGCUCAGGCCCUCAGCCUCCUGCCACUAUCAUUCAACAGCUACCCCAGCAGCCCCUCAUCGCACAGAUCCCCCCUCUCCAGGCCUUCCCCACUCAAAGAUCAGGAAGUAUUAAGGAAGACAUGGUGGAGAUGAUGCUGAUGCAGAACGCCCAGAUGCACCAGGUCCUCAUGCAGAACCUGAUGCUCCAAGCCCUGCCCUCAGCGUUUCUGCCCUCGCAGGGGCCACUGGCAGCGCCCCAGCAUCCCACCCCCCAGAGGCAGAAGCCGCCCUCCGUGCACCACCACCACCACUACGCGCCCCCAGCCCCCCUGCAGGCCAUCCCAGCACCUGGCUCCCUGGCCGGGUACUCCACGUGGCCCACGGUAGUCUCAGCCACCACCCUCCCACCUGCCUCCAGCUUCCUGCCAGCCCUCCACCACUUGGCCGGGCCCACCUCAGCAGCCCUUAGCCCCUUCCCCAGGGUGGCAUCUGAUGGCGGCCAGCCCGCGCCAGCUCCGGGCGUGUGAGCCCCCACACGUGGACUCUGGUGAGCCUCGGGGCCUGGUUCCCUACUGGGUGCGGUCGGGGAGGCCCGGCAGAAGGCUGCAGCCUGGUCCCCGGGGGCAGGGCGGAGAGUCCGGUGGGAGUACAGGGUUCCGUCAGGAGAGACGGCCCAGGAGCGCGGAGAAAAGGCGGAUGGAGUUAGCUGCUUACAUGUUUAAGCCUUCCCGUGGGAGAAACCCCAUAAACAGGGUCAAAUAUGACACUAACUGGGCCCUCUGUCUGCCCCCUGGGGGGGGGCAGGGGGGAGGGCUCCUGCUGAGGGGAUGGCACAAGGCCACCUGCCCGGGUCUCGCCGGAGACGUGUCUUCACUGUGUGUCCUUGCUGGCCAGCACCGCCCGGUCUUCUGGAAGGGAGAGGCUCUGGGCUGAACGUGGUUCCUUCAGUGGGGCCUGAGGAAAGGGGGCUUUCUCUGCCUGGUUGCUCCUCUGGUUGUCGGGGCUUCUGAAUGUCACCGUUACUCUUUCUUCACUUUUCCUGACCUUUGUUUUCUGGGUGGAAUCGUGUUCCCUUGUUGUUUUAGUUAUUUAUUUUUAAAGAUGUAUUUAUUGA
Enhydra lutris kenyoni (northern sea otter) is the source of this 1781-nucleotide messenger RNA. Its product is annotated as chromosome unknown C21orf58 homolog. The record is from RefSeq and is a predicted model, not a curated record. Lineage: Eukaryota; Metazoa; Chordata; Mammalia; Carnivora; Mustelidae.